Pyrus x bretschneideri (Chinese white pear) is the source of this 4670-nucleotide messenger RNA. Its product is annotated as receptor-like protein kinase BRI1-like 3. Gene Ontology annotation, biological process: protein phosphorylation. Lineage: Eukaryota; Viridiplantae; Streptophyta; Magnoliopsida; Rosales; Rosaceae. Gene Ontology annotation, molecular function: receptor serine/threonine kinase binding; ATP binding; protein kinase activity. The record is from RefSeq and is a predicted model, not a curated record.
UGUUUUCUGUCUCACUUUACUUCCUCUAAAGCAUCCUUCCCUCCCUCCCCUUCCUGUCCAAGGCCAUUUUUUCUUUCUUUUUCUGUUCUUUUUUUCUCACCUUCCAAACAGAACCAUUCAUCAUAUGACACUUCUGAGUGUCACAUUCACAGGAAAUAUUUUUGGGGUUUCUGCUUCUUCUUCUGGGUUCUAAAAAUUCAUCACUCAAACACCAAAGAAAAAAGAAAAAACAGAAGAAAUAUUAUUAAGGUUGUAUCAUGUGAAAUGCUAUAUAGUAUGUACUACUACUGUACUUUGGUUUGAUGUUUACCAGAGACCCGACAGUUCUGAACAUCGUAUCCAGAGACUCUGUCAGCUCCGAGCUUCCAAGCAAGCCCCACUUGAUGAAAUGUGUGGAAGAAAUGAUAUGGAGGUUCAGACUUUCAGCUCAGAUCUGGAAUGAAGAAAACUGGUUGAGUUUUAGGUGAACGAAAAUUGUAUAGUUUUUAUAUUUUUCUUCAUUUUCAGAAAUCUGCAAAAAAAACAAAAAGAUACCUUUCUUUCAUGGAAUUCUGAAAGGUUGAUGAUGUUGGAGAGAGAUUAGAAGUUCAGAUCACAACAAGGGAUGAUGGGAUUUUUUUCCUUUCUGCUUUUGUUUGUUUUUCACAUCCACCUGCUCCUAAGUUUGACCUCAGGCGCCAGAAUUUUGUCUUCAAGCAGCGGUGGCGGUGGCGGUGGUGAUGUGGUGGAGAUGUUGUAUGCAUUCAAACAAUCUUCUGUUGUAUCUGAUCCCCACGGCAUCUUAUCUGAUUGGAAACCUGAUUCCACCACUCCUCUCUGCUCAUGGAAAGGCAUCACCUGCUCCUCCGACGGUGCAGUCACCUCCCUCAACCUCUCUAACGCCGGUCUCAUUGGCGGCCUCCACCUUCCGCCUCUGGCCACCCUGCCGAGCCUCCAGCAACUCCACCUGCAGGGCAAUUAUUUCUCUGCUGCUGAUCUCUCUGUGUCCAAUGUAGCAUCAUGCAGACUUGAAACCGUUGACUUGUCCUCCAACAACAUCUCCCAAGCGCUUCCAAUCCGAUCGUUUCUUCAGGACUGCGACCGCCUUGUUUUCGCUAACCUGUCUCGAAAUUUAAUCCCCGGAGGCGAUCUAGGGUUUGGUGCUUCUCUGCUUCAGCUGGACAUCUCUCACAAUCUGAUUUCGAAUGCGGAUUCGUUGACUUGCAACAGUCUGAACUUGCUCAAUAUUUCACACAACAAGCUCACCGGAAAGCUGAGUGAUUCUUUCUUGUCCUGCAAGAAUGUAUCAACCCUUGACCUUUCAUACAAUAGCUUUUCCGGGGAAUUACCGAACAGCUUCAUUGCGAAGGCUUCAGCUUCUCUCAAGUAUUUGGAUCUCUCAAGCAACAAUUUUUCGGGGACGUUUUCCGCCCUUGAUUUCGGGCAGUGCAGCAGCCUCACUUUGCUUAGGCUAUCACACAAUGCACUCUCCGGGGAUCAGUUUCCUCCAAGUUUCGAAAACUGUCAGGCUCUGGAGACGCUAGACCUCUCGAAUAAUAAGCUUGAGAACGAAAUCCCGGGUGUUUUGUUGGGAAAUCUCAAGAAAUUGAGGCAACUAUUUCUUGGUCAUAAUCUUUUUUCGGGUGAAAUUCCAGCCGAACUAGGAAAAGCUUGUGGGACUCUUCAGGAACUUGAUAUUUCUGGUAACAUUCUCUCUGGAGAGUUCCCUUCGAGUUUUUUGUCCUGCACUUCAUUGGUUAGCCUCAAUCUCGGACACAAUCAGCUCUCGGGGAAUUUCCUCAAUACCGUUGUAAGCAGUCUUCCGAGCUUGAGAUAUCUCUAUGUACCAUUCAACAACAUAACUGGUUCUGUGCCGCUGUCUCUUACCAAUGGCACGCAGCUUCAAGUGCUCGAUCUCAGUUCGAACACCUUCACUGGGAACAUUCCUUCAGGGUUUUGCUCCUCCAAUGCUGCAUCAGUUUUAGAAAAGGUGCUUCUAGCUAACAAUUUUCUGUCCGGGAAUGUGCUCGAGCUUGGAAACUGCAAGAACCUGAAUUCCAUUGAUCUGAGCUUCAACCACUUGAGUGGUCCAAUUCCUUCAGAAAUUUGGAGAUUGCCGAAGCUCUCUGACUUGGUUAUGUGGGCAAACAACCUCACCGGUGAAAUCCCAGAAGACAUUUGCAUCGAUGGAGGAAACCUGGAAACUCUGAUUCUCAACAACAAUCUCAUCACUGGAACCAUUCCGCGGUCUAUUGUCAACUGCACCAAUAUGAUUUGGGUGUCACUAUCUGGUAACCGCCUUAGCGGAGAUAUCCCAUCUGGCAUUGGGAAUCUACAUAAGCUUGCUAUACUCCAGUUGGGCAACAAUUCGCUCUCGGGACAGAUUCCAGCUGAGCUUGGCAAGUGUGAGAACCUCAUUUGGCUUGAUUUGAACAGCAAUGGCCUAAGUGGUUCUAUCCCACCAGAGCUUUCCAACCAAGCCGGCCUAGUCCUUCCUGGGAUUGUGUCCGGGAAGCAGUUUGCAUUUGUAAGAAAUGAGGGUGGGACAUCUUGCAGGGGUGCAGGAGGACUAGUUGAGUUUGAGGGAAUCCGAGCAGAAACACUAGAAAAGUUUCCUAUGGUUCACUCGUGCUCGUCGACUAGAAUUUACUCUGGAUGGACAGUUUACACAUUCACCAGCAAUGGCAGCAUGAUCUUCCUUGAUCUAUCCUACAACUCCUUGACUGGAACCAUUCCUGAAAAUUUAGGUACGCUGUCCUACGUACAAGUCCUUAACCUAGGACACAACAAGCUAUCCGGAAACAUUCCUGAUAGCUUUGGAGGAUUGAAAGCAGUUGGAGUCCUUGAUCUCUCUCAUAACAACCUUCAGGGUUUUGUCCCAGGAUCGUUGGGGACUCUCUCUUUUCUGAAUGACCUUGAUGUGUCUAACAACAACCUCACUGGUCCCAUCCCUUCCGGAGGUCAGCUGACCACUUUCCCAGCGUCUAGAUAUGAGAACAACUCCGGCCUUUGCGGGGUACCCUUGGUGGCAUGUAGCUCUCAAAGGCACUCAACAGAUUCCAAAGUUGGAGGGAGAAAUAAUUCUUUGACUUCAGGAAUGGUAAUUGGCGUCACGUUCUUUUUCUUCUGUAUCCUCAUACUUACGCUAAUGCUGUAUCGGGUGAAGAAGUACCAGCAGAAGGAGGAAAAGAGAGAGAAAUAUAUCGAAAGCCUUCCAACUUCCGGUGGCAGCAGCUGGAAACUUUCCAGUGUUCCCGAGCCUCUGAGCAUCAAUGUUGCCACAUUUGAGAAGCCUUUGAGGAAACUGACCUGCCAUCUGCUCGAAGCUACCAAUGGUUUCAGUGCAGACAGCUUGAUAGGCACUGGAGGAUUUGGCGAGGUCUACAAGGCACAACUGGGAGAUGGCUCUGUUGUUGCAAUUAAAAAGCUAAUCCAAGUCACAGGCCAAGGUGACAGGGAGUUUAUGGCGGAAAUGGAAACUAUUGGGAAAAUCAAGCACCGAAACCUGGUUCCUUUGUUAGGGUACUGUAAGAUUGGCGAGGAGAGACUUCUUGUGUAUGAGUACAUGAAAUGGGGAAGUCUGGAGGCUGUUCUUCAUGACAAAUCUAAGGCAGGGGUUUCAAGGCUUGAUUGGGCAGCAAGAAAGAAGAUUGCUAUUGGUUCCGCGAGAGGUCUAGCUUUCCUUCACCAUAGUUGCAUACCUCAUAUUAUCCACCGCGACAUGAAGUCUAGCAAUGUUCUUCUGGAUGAAAAUUUUGAGGCCAGAGUAUCUGAUUUUGGCAUGGCAAGAUUGGUCAAUGCCCUUGAUACUCAUCUCAGCGUGAGCACCCUUGCAGGCACUCCGGGUUAUGUUCCCCCCGAGUACUACCAGAGUUUUCGAUGCACAACAAAAGGGGAUGUCUACAGCUACGGUGUUAUUCUGCUAGAGCUUCUCUCGGGAAAAAGGCCUAUAGACCCGUCAGCAUUUGGUGAUGACAACAACCUGGUUGGAUGGGCAAAGCAGCUUCAGAGAGAGAAGAGAUGGAAUGAGAUACUGGACGCUGAGCUGUUGACGCAGAUAUUUGGUGAGGAUGAACUAUACCAGUAUCUGAGGAUUGCCUUUGAGUGCCUUGAUGACAGGCCAUUCCGAAGACCAAACAUGAUUCAAGUUAUGGCAAUGUUUAAAGAGCUUCAGGUUAGUUCAGAAAAUGACGUCCUUGAUGGCUUUUCGCUGAAAGAGACUGUUGUUGAGGAACCAUAAAAGAAAGACUUAGUUCAUAGCACACGUCAACCGGAGGUGGUUCCAAUGAUCAAAGAAGUUUCUGAAAUCGAAGACGGGAGGUCCUAUCCUUCGCAGUGUGCGGACUGUAUAUAAUAGAACCGUGAAUCGGAGAGAGAUGUAGAAGAAAACGCAUAGGGAGAACAAGGUAAAUGAUGAAGUCUCUUGUUAGCUCAAAGUUGGGGUGAAAUGUAUAUUCGUUUAUUCGAAAAAUCGUGUGUAUAACCAAGACUUCGAAAAGGACUUUGUUUCUUUCUAUUUGGCUUGUGUUCCUUCCUCUCUCACAGUUUUGCUAACUAGUUUCACCAUUGUCCAUCACACUUGGUUUAUGUUCAUAGAAAGCUGAUAUGUGAUUUUGUAAAAUUGUAAUAGCAGUCCUUGAGUAAUUGGAAUCUUUUGCAGUUUGCUUAAUAUAUUUCUGUGAUUGUUUUCA